Messenger RNA from Zingiber officinale, 1703 nucleotides. Its product is annotated as UPF0481 protein At3g47200-like. The record is from RefSeq and is a predicted model, not a curated record. NCBI's taxonomy places the organism in Eukaryota, Viridiplantae, Streptophyta, Magnoliopsida, Zingiberales, Zingiberaceae. The coding region runs from base 41 to 1492 and encodes 483 amino acids. The transcript is spliced from 4 exons.
UAUCUCUCUACCUAUAUUUCUUUGGAAUCACAGGCCCUCAAUGAGUGAAUUUAGGGGUAUCGAGAUAACUACCGCCGAGCAGGAGUUUCAUGUACAGAUUGUAAGUUUGGACUGUGAAUGGAUGGCCAAGCUAAUGGAGAAGGUAGAAAAGACGCCGAGGAAGGAUGUGUAUGCCAUGAGAGCUACCAUUUUUCAAGUCCCUCAUAACUUUCGAGCCAGUGACACAUAUGGUGAGGCCUACAAUCCCAAGAUCGUCUCCGUUGGUCCCUACCACCACGGGCUAUCGAAAGCGUGGGACAAUAGGCUCAAAUGGCCCUCUCUUAAGACGCUCCUCGAGCGAAGCCCUGACAAGACUCAAGCCAUGGAGAAAUGCAUUUGCAAAAUCAAGGAACUCGAGAGAGAAGUACGAAGUGUGUAUGCAGAUGAAUUGGAGAUGACCAGCAAUGAGUUUGUGGAGAUGCUGCUACUAGACUGUUGCUUCGUGCUCGAGCUACUGCUUCAGCUAGAAGAAGAGAAAAGGAAAAAACAGGGAAAAGUUGCCCAAGAGAAGAUGAUGUCGACAAUAAACAAAUUACUACCACCAUACAAGCUGCCUUUUCCCGAGGAGGAAGGAGCACUGAUUCAACAAUGGAAAUGGGCAGAACCUCUGAUCUACCAUGACCUGUUGAUGCUCGAAAACCAGAUCCCACUCAGCCUCCUCCGGGAGCUCCACGGCAUCAUUCUCAGCCACGAUAAAUCUCCUUCCAUGGACGAACUCAUCCUCUCCUUCUUCAAGGAAUUCUCCCUCACCAAACGCAUCACGAAGAUCCCGGAGGGCAGUUGCCACCACCUCCUCCACCUCUUCCACACCAGCUUGAUCCCGAAAAAACAGCCCACCAUGCGGGGCCUCCGCGCCCAGGUGGUGGCGGAGGUGACAUCAGCCAUCCCCUGCGCACGGGAUCUCAUCGAGUCACGGUUGAAAGUAAAGAAGAAGCAGGGCGUCGCGUGCUCGAGCUUCCUCGACCUCAGCUUCGACAUCAGCAGCGGGCGCUUGGAGAUCCCGGAGAUCCACGUCGACGACGGCACCAACACUCUGCUCCGGAACCUCAUCGCCUUCGAGCAGUGCUUACCGAGAAUCGGCGACUAUCUGACGACCUACGCUUGGUUCAUGGACUCGGUGAUCGACAGCAGCGCCGACGUGGCGCUGCUGCGGCGGGAGGGCGUGCUGGUGAGCGGGCUAGGGAGCGACGAGGAGGUGGCGAGGCAGUUCGACAGCCUGAGCAAGGGCGCGCUUGUCGACCGCAACCAGUGCUACCUGGAGAAGACCAUCAAGGAGUUGAACAAGUACUACAACGGCAAGUUCCGCAGGUUAACCCGCUACUGCGCCACAUUCAACCACGACUACUUCAGCCGUCGCUGGGCGAUCGUCUCCGUAGUCGCCGCCAUCAUCCUCUUCGUCCUCACCUUCCUCCAAACCAUCUACAGUAUGUGCGACUCUUGCCAUAGAACUUAGAUCGACAACCUACGUACGUACGUCACUUUUUCUUGUUCUGGGGGCAAUUUCCUUUUGGAGUUAGUUUGUGAUCCGUAUCGCGAUUUGUGUAAGGAGCUGUCCUUUCAGGCUAGUGUUUUUCUAGUUGUUUGAGGGAAUUCGCUUUUGGAGUUGGUUUGUGAUGUUAAAUUAACUAGAUGAGAUAAAAGUGAUAAUGAAAUAAACUUCUUUA